Falco peregrinus (peregrine falcon) is the source of this 1590-nucleotide messenger RNA. RefSeq names its product cyclin B2 (gene CCNB2). Gene Ontology annotation, biological process: mitotic cell cycle phase transition; regulation of cyclin-dependent protein serine/threonine kinase activity. Gene Ontology annotation, cellular component: nucleus; cytoplasm; cyclin-dependent protein kinase holoenzyme complex. NCBI's taxonomy places the organism in Eukaryota, Metazoa, Chordata, Aves, Falconiformes, Falconidae. The record is from RefSeq and is a predicted model, not a curated record. Gene Ontology annotation, molecular function: cyclin-dependent protein serine/threonine kinase regulator activity.
UCCAGUCGCUGGUGCUGCUGGAGGUGGACGAGUCUGAGUGAGAAGGGGGGCGAGUGGCCACGGCUGUCCCUUAUACUCUUUGCUAUGGCGUUGCCGGUGUCGCGCCGCGCCCCUGUCACUAGAGGGAUGGAGAAUGCUGUGAUUGAUCUUAAAAGUAAAGCCAAAACUCGCCUUGCUGGUAAAAGGGCUGCUUUGGAAGAAAUAGGAAAUAAAGUUGUGACACGAGGAACCCAUGCGACUAAGAAAACAGAAUGCUGCAAAGCAUCCACAAAACCUGCAAAAGGCCCCAGUAAGAUCGUAAAUGCAACUGCACUGCCUAAACCUCCAGCUGCUGCAAAUCAAACAUUGAAAGAAAAUGGUAUUCCAAAGGUUCUGUCUCCUGUCCCUAUGGAUGUGUCUAUGGAAGAGAAGGAUUUGUGCCAAGCCUUUUCUGAUGUGUUGCUCAACAAUGUAGAAGACAUUGAUGCUGAUGACUGGGGGAAUCCUCAACUGUGUAGUGACUACGUAAAAGAUAUCUAUCUGUAUCUGAGAGAGCUUGAGCUGCAGCAAUCAGUCCACCCACAUUACCUUGAUGGGAAGACGAUCAAUGGACGUAUGCGCGCAAUUUUAGUUGACUGGCUUGUCCAGGUCCACUCAAGAUUCCAGCUCUUGCAGGAAACACUGUAUAUGUGUGUGGCAAUUAUGGAUCGCUUCUUACAAAGUCAUGCAGUAUCUCGCAAGAGGCUUCAGCUGGUGGGUGUAACAGCACUGCUUCUAGCUUCAAAAUACGAGGAGAUGUACUCUCCUGACAUAGCAGACUUUGUUUACAUUACUGAUAAUGCCUACACCAGUGAUGAAGUUAGAGAAAUGGAGAUUACAAUUCUUAAAGAGUUAAACUUUGAAUUGGGACGACCUCUUCCAAUUCACUUCUUAAGAAGAGCAUCAAAAGCUGGGAAGGCUGAUGCGAAGCAACAUACACUAGCAAAAUACCUGAUGGAGCUGACACUGAUAGACUACGACAUGGUUCAUCAUCGUCCUUCAGAGAUUGCAGCUGCUGCGUUAUGCUUGUCCCAAAAGAUUCUGGGACAUGAAAAAUGGGGUACGAAGCACCAGUACUACACUGGGUAUACAGAAGACAGCCUUGUGAUGACGAUGAAACAUAUGGCCAAGAACGUGGUCAAAGUAAAUGAGACAUUAACCAAAUACAUUGCUAUAAAGAACAAGUAUGCGAGUAGAGAACUACUGAUGAUCAGCACAAUUCCUCAGCUGAGUGGCGCGAUUAUCAAGGACCUGGCUUUAUCACUCUCAGGAUAACCCUAGGCAGCCACAUCCUGGUGGUAUAUGCACUUUGUCCUUAUUCGCCUGUUGAGGCAAAACUACUGUUCUUUUUAGGAUUCCAGCAUUACCACAGACAUUUCAGACUCGGAAGGUGAAAUUUUAAAUGUGCUUUGUAACACGACUCGAUCUAGAAAUAAAGCUCCUCUCUUUUAAAAAAAAACCCAAGCAACAAAAACCAGCUACUUUGCCAAUUAAUGUUUAAGGCAUUGUCUAGACGUGUGUGCAGUCUCGUGUCUUGAGCAGGACAUUUGACUAAAUAGGUGAUUGAUACAA